Molecule: messenger RNA, 2463 nt
Organism: Neospora caninum
Lineage: Eukaryota; Apicomplexa; Conoidasida; Eucoccidiorida; Sarcocystidae
Exons: 10
Coding region: 1-2463 (820 amino acids)
Source: RefSeq, a predicted model, not a curated record
AUGGUGGCAGGCGAGGGCAGUGGCAGCGCCACACCGCAGAUCGAGGACGAAGAAAACGAGGCGUCUGCGUUGCACGAGGAAACGAAGCAUUCAGGUCCUGAGGGCCCGACGGUGGCGGCAGGCCAGAGCAAGGAAGACGCGGACUCGGGCGCGAAUCAACUGAGCGCAGGCGAACGGAACAGGAGAGAAGGAACAGACUCGCAAGAAAAAGAAGCAAACUUCCGCAUUGUUUGCAGGUGGACGCUCCUCACAAAUCUGCUCGAGGCCGUCCGUCAAAAUGCCAGCGAAGCUUUCUUGCGGCCUGUCGCAGUCGCAUUGGUGUCCCGCGUGGUCAAUUUGGCGCUUCUCUCUGCUCUCUGCCGCAUCCGUCUUUCCUCCGUCUCGGCGUCGGUCGCUUCUUCGCCGGCUCCCUUGCGGAGAGAGGCGGGGCCUUCGAAGCUGGAGAGGCGGCGGCAAGCGCGGCGACUGCUGUUGCUCUUCGACGCCAGCUUUCGCCGCCUCGCCUGCAUGAUCCAGGACGUCCGGCAGGCAGCAACGGCCUCCGUGCAGCUCGCCCUCGUGCAUGCAGAUGCGCAGGUGGAGGCAGGCGGCCUCGGAAGCACCCACUCGCCAGUCGACCUGUUUUGGGAAGAGUGGGAAGCCCUCAAGAACGCCCCGCCCUUCGACAGCAGCGCCUUGAGCCGAGACGUUCGCGUGCUUCUUCCCGCCCCGGGCAUCGGCAGUUCGGCGCCUGGAAGCGCCGGCGCAAAGGCCGGAGAAACGGGCGAGGCGUUCAUCUGGCGGGAACCGGUGUCGGCCCGCGGGGCGCAGCGGCGCGCUGUCCACGAGUGGCGGGUUAUUCGGCAACUGUGUAAAGACGUGGAGGCGAUCACGGAGAUGUACCACUCGCCGCUUCGCCCAUCUGCGCCUUCGCCGUCUCCGUUGCUCCUCGAGAGACUCGCCGCCGAGGCAUGCACAGUCUUGCUGCGACAGAGCACCGGCGACGAGCAGAAACUUUACGCGAGCUUUUUGAGGGAGAGAGAAGACGCGGAAGGCGAAGACAGUGCUGAGAGCUCGGACGAAGACUUUUCCGGCGAGGAGCCGCGCCACCAGCGAGUUGCGGGCGGCGGUGACGGCGCGCGGAAAAUGAACGAGAGAGACGCACACGACCGGGGCGGAGACAGCUCCGGCGGCGUUGCUUCGACGUGUGGAAGUGGCGCGCGCACCCAGGGGGGGACCACAGUCCUGGAGAAGAACAACGACGCGAGAGACAGGAAACAGGAGCCCAGUGAAGCGUCCUCGGCUGGUGGCGCUGCGUCAGCUGGAGACAGAGUCGAAGAAAGCGGGUUGCCAGAGGCGACGGAGAGUUAUGCUCUGCUGCUGAAGAAGGAAGAGGAAACGAAACGCAGCAACGGGCUCAGCGCCGCUGUCAUCACGCGAGACCUCUCCGUGGGGACGGCAGGCGUGCUGCAGUGCGACGGCGGGGCCGUUAGCGUUCGGCUGGAGGGUCGCAACUUCGUCCGUUGCUUCGUCGACACCGUGGAGGGACUGGCCCCGCGUUACUUCUUGCAGAGUGAGACUCACCUGCUGCUGGUGUCUCCGUCGCAUGUGGUUCCCGGCCGGGCUGAUGUGCGCAUGGCAUGCCCCCUGGCCAAUGUCGACUGUCGAGUCGACGCGACGGACACCUGUCGCCUGCAGAUCCUGGUUUGUUCCUCAGCCGCCCCGCCUGGAGAUGCCGUUUGGGCUCGGAAGAACCCUCACGCCAGCUGUGCUCGUGAGGGCAUCUCGCUUUCUUCUUCUCUUUCUGGCGGCGGGUCUUUCCCAGGCCUCAUGUGUGCAAAGGGCUCCGCUCUCAAGCCUGCCAUCCUCCCGCCGUCGCUGGCGUCUGCGUCUGCAUCGAAUCCGUUCUUCAGUUUGUCGGGCGUCCUCGCUGCCGAGCCUCUCUCGCUUUCUUCCGCGAAUGCUUCGGCGCACGCAGAAAGUCUCGACAGCCGAGCUGACCUCGGCGCUGCGCCGCUCACUUCCUUUUUGCCGUCCCCAGCCUCGCGUUCGGGUGGUGCGGCGAAGGCAGGAAGGGACUCUGACAGAGACGGACACCUCCCUUGUCACUGGGAGUUAAAUUUGUCCUUCGACGAUACCCUCAGAUGCUGCAUUGUUGCGAAAUCAAUUCAGGAAGGCCGCAGCAAAGUCCGGACAGCUUUGCGGCUGUACAUUGACCGUUUCUUGGAAGACUCAAACGCCGACGAUUCUCUGCUGUUUGCCUCUCCGUUCGUGUUUCCGCCGCCAGUCUGCGAUGUCUUCUCGUCCUCGCCGCGCGCGUUGUGCUCGAAGGCAGUUGUUUGCCGUGGGGUUGACGGCAGGGCCGAACCGCGCAGAGAGUUGCGGGUGAUGGACCUGAGAAGAACAGCCGAUGGAGAAGUGCGGGAGCGUCGACGGGGCGGGGGCGCGAGAAACACAGCCGACUCUGCCGAUCUACGGGGAUAG